Molecule: messenger RNA, 1214 nt
Organism: Myiozetetes cayanensis
Lineage: Eukaryota; Metazoa; Chordata; Aves; Passeriformes; Tyrannidae
Exons: 3
Coding region: 1-1173 (390 amino acids)
Source: RefSeq, a predicted model, not a curated record
AUGUCGGGGGUGGACCAGAAGAGGCCUACAGAGAGUGGAGAGAGAUGCAAAAGAACUACAAAGAAGGCUCAGAAGAAGAGAUCUCUAUCGAAGUCUCUUAGUAACUGCAGCUGCGCAGAACUGCUUGGGACCCAGCUACCAGGCCGCAGCCUUGCAGCUUUUGCAGAUUCCCAUGUCUCUGCCCCCAGGACAAUCCUUCCAUUCUUCCCUAAGCUCUCCCUUCCCCUGGCAUGUGCCGCUGGGUCUGUCGCGGGACCGAACCCCACCCGCAAUAAAUGGCGCUCUGAACGUGGAGCUCGAACUCAUCUUUCUUACAUUAAGAGAGAUCUCAGCUCCCGUGAGCUACUGAUAGACUUGGAUUUCCGGAGUCCGGUCUAUCCCAAAGAUCCCACUCACAGAAGCUACCAGGGGGCUUUGCCCACUCAGUUUUCAGCCGCUGUUACUGCGAGAAACCAGCUGCGUGAGACCCCGGUGCUGGGACAACCCGCGCCGAGCGAGAGGAACCGGGACCGCGCGCCGCCGCCACCCGAGCAGCGCAGCUGCCCCUCCCUGCCGCCCGGGCAGCCGCUGCUUCGGACGGCACCGCCACGCCGAGCCGCCGCGGAGUCGCGCCGCGCCGGGAACCAGCGCCAAGCCCCCUCCGCGCCGGGACCCCAGCAGUGCCUCAGCGGAACCGCCCAGGUUCCCGCGAUCCCCCCGCCGCCGCACACGCCGCUGGGAAUCGUAGUCGCAGCCCGCUCCAGCGUCAGACUGCGUUUGGAGGACCGCCUCGCUGAAGAUAGCCUCUUUUCCAGUCUUGCAAAACAGAGAAGGGGGAAAUGUCGGGGGUGGACCAGAAGAGGCCUACAGAGAGUGGAGAGAGAUGCAAAAGAACUACAAAGAAGGCUCAGAAGAAGAGAUCUCUAUCGAAGUCUCCUAGUAACUGCAGCUGCGCAGAACUGCUUGGGACCCAGCUACCAGGCCGCAGCCUUGCAGCUUUUGCAGAUUCCCAUGUCUCUGCCCCCAGGACAAUCCUUCCGUUCUUCCCUAAGCUCUCCCUUCCCCUGGCGUGACCAGACAUAUUCUAUGCAGCCUAUCCCUCCAAGUUCACUUAUCACUGGCUCUUGGGAUUCGAGGUUCCCCAGCAAGAAACCCCCCUCUAUUCCUGAACCUUCUGUAUCCCCCUGUAUAUAAACUGUCUUCUUGCUUUAAUAAACGCCAUUUUGUGGGUCACA